GACACCGUCUCCUCUUUCACACACACGCAUCCAUCACUGAAGAAAAAGCACACCAAGGGAGACAUAGCAGUGCAGUAGAAGGAAAAGGGAGCAGACUUUUUCGCCCAUUCCCUUUUCCGACUCUCAUAUAUCCUCUCUGCUUUCUGAGACGAGGUGGGAGACUUGGACGCAUUGAUGCCUUCCCGUCCGCCGCCGGCGGAACCGCCGGGUCCCCACCGGACCAACCACAACCACCAUCAUCACCACCACCGCCACGUCAUUCCCAUAGCGGCCAUCGGAGGUGCCGCCGUCGUCCUGACCGUCACCCUGGUGGUGCUCCUCUAUCGCCGUUUCGCCCGUGGCAGCCCCACCCCCACCGCCCCUUCGCCCCCGCCGCCCCCCGCUGGCCCGCUCCGUCGGUUUACCUACGCCCAGCUCCGGCGCGCCACCGCCUCCUUCGCCCCUUCUCUCCGCCUCGGACAGGGCGGCUUCGGCCCCGUCUUCCGCGGCGCCCUCCCGUCCGGCGAGGAGGUCGCCGUCAAGCUCAUGGACUCUUGCGGUUCCCUCCAGGGUGAGCGCGAGUUCCACAACGAGCUCGCUCUCGCCGCCAAUAUCCUCGCUGUCCCAUCCUACGCCGCCGCCGUCGUCCCGACCAUCGGCUUCUGCUCCGACGACGAUGGCCGACACCGGCGUUGGUGGCCUUGGUGGAGGCGGCGGGAGGCAGAAGAGCCACUGGAGCUCUCGGAAGCCGCCGCUGCCGCCGCGCCGCCCGGUCGGAAGCUUCUCCUGGUCUACGAGCUGAUGCACAACGGAAGCCUCCAGGACGCGCUGUUGGACCGCCGGUGCCCGGAGCUGAUGGACUGGCAGCGGCGGUUCGCGGUGGUGCUCGACGUCGCCCGCGGCCUCCACUUCCUCCACGCUGUCUGCGAUCCAGCGGUGAUACACGGCGAUAUCAAGCCGAGCAACAUCCUCCUUGACGCUCACCUCUCGGCCAAGAUCGGCGACUUCGGCCUCGCCCGGCUUAGAUCCACCGCGACGGAGGAUCACCUCCCUACCGAGGAGGAAAUCAAAGUCGACAUCGAUCUAGACAAGCACGCGGUGAACGAUUCGAAAACGUCAGGAAAGGAGAGAAAGAAAGACUCGGUGACCGUAGGAGGGCAGGAUGACGCCUCGGCCGUGACCAUGGGAGAGACGGCGGAGAGCAUAACAACGACUACGACUGGGUUCGAGGAGCAAGCUCCGAACGCUGGGGCGAAUGGCAUCGCCACCACCGACAGAUCGGCGGAGGAAGAUGAGGAUUUCAUGGUGGCAUCGCCAGCUACCGCCGUGGACGUCGCCUCGGUUUCCGAGGCAGGAGUAGGCUUCGAUAGAGUAAGCGUCGAUAGUGGGAAGGACGCUUCCGCGUCGCGGAAGGGAUGCGGUAAAAAGAAGGCCGGUGCUUCCUCGGGCAAGGACUGGUGGUGGAGGCAGGACAUCAAUGGCGGAGGACCAAACUCCGAGUCCGGAGGCAGCGUGAAGGACUAUGUGAUGGAAUGGAUUCGAUCAGAGAUCAAGAAGGAGAGGCCGAAGAGCGACUGGGUUACGGCCUCGACGGCCACUGCCGUCGAGGAGUGCUUGCCUAAGCCGUCCAACGGUGGGAGAUCAGAGCGGAAGAAGAGUCAUCGAAGGAUGGAGUGGUGGGCCUCAUUGGACGAGGAGAAGCCGAAGAAGAAAGAGAAGAGCCGGCCCGCUAGGGAGUGGUGGCGGGAGGAGUUCUGUGAGGAGCUGAUGAAGAAACAGAAGCGGCAGCCAAUGGCCAAGUCCAAGAGCAGCCAUGAAUGGUGGCAGAACGAUGAUGACUUUGCUUCACCUUCCGAGAAGAGUAAUAGGAGGAAGAAGAAUAGGAGCUAUAGCCGUGGUAGUCGCAGCAGUAUAGAUUGGUGGAUGGAUCGAAUUAGUGGGGAGAUCAGGCCAACCGGAAGGAGAAGUAGCCGGGACUGGGCUAGCGGGGAUAUCCCAAAGAGUGGAACAGUGAGCAGCACACCAAGCAUGAGGGGCACUGUCUGCUAUGUUGCUCCUGAGUACGGUGGUGGGGGGCCGCUUUCAGAGAAGUGCGAUGUUUAUAGUUUUGGUGUUCUUCUGUUGGUUAUAAUCUCAGGCAGGCGACCGCUGCAAGUGACAGCCUCGCCCAUGUCAGAGUUUGAGCGAGCAAACCUCAUCUCGUGGGCUCGACAUCUUGCCCAUUUGGGAAGGCUUCUGGAGCUUGCUGAUCCCUGCCUCCGGUGUGUGGACAAAGAGCAAGCUCUUCUCUGCAUCACGGUUGCACUGCUCUGUCUGCAGAGAUCUCCAGCUCGCCGCCCCUCCAGCAAGGAAAUAUUGGGUAUGCUUACUGGUGAAUCAGAGCCUCCACACCUCCCGCUUGAAUUCUCACCAUCACCACCAGGUGGGUUUUCAUUCAAAUCGCGGAAGAAGGCUCGGAAUCAGGCAAAAAAUAGUAUUCAAUUCAGGAAAUGGGAUUACUGCAAUUACAUCUCUUAAAUCUUUAUUUAUAGUCUUGGGCUAUAAUAAAGAAAUUGCAUGUCAACUUGGUAUUGUUGUCUCGAAGGCAAGGCAUCUUAUGGGAUUGUUGGUAUGAGUAUUUUAUUCCUUGAAAAUUCAUAGCAGAUGCAGGUAUGUUAAUCCUUUUUUUUUAAUUGAAUAUAACUCUAUUGCUGGACAGUACUUGUUGUUUCUGCAAGCUAGAAUCCUUUAUUUAAUUUCUGAUACUGAGAUAUGAUGGAAAUUUUGAAGACAUUGAGGAAUAUGUUAGUCAAUAGAAUUCACUCUACAAGAAUUUGCUACCGAUUAUAUGACUACCAAAAAGCUGAAGGCCCUUACCGAUAUUUCUCUUUUUUUCUCUUACAUUUCUUAUGUGUAGUAAUUAGCUGUUAGUGCAUUCUGUCCCAUGGUGAAAUUUGUCUUGUACUUCAGGUAGAAUUUAAGCUUGGGUAGCCAUUUAGAAGAUAUUUUUUCAUCCAUUUUCUGGACCCGAUGCAUGCUUUUAUGUAUAUCUUUGCUUGCCAUUCUGCAAAAGAAAUAUGUUAUUGAUUGUGCUGUUAUGGCCUAAUGUUUCAAGUCUCUGAUCUAGCCAGUGAUACAGCAUAUAUAUUAUUUUCUUAAAAUUUAAUAGGCCAUUAAUGACUAGCUGUUACAGGAUAAUAUGACAUAGCAAGCUCCAGGCUUGAUUAAGAUUGUCCUUUAUGUUGAGUCUUAUCUAGUCUAGUCUAGAACAUGCAUUCUGUGACUUGCUACUACACUGCAAGCAAUGAAGCUGAAAAUAGAACAGAGGCACUUUUAUUGCGUUAUUUCAACUAUCACAAUGGUACUAGACAUAAGAAAAUUAUGUUAUAAUAUUAUUAUGCAUCCUAUAUUUCCUAAGGUAGCUUCAUUUCUUUUGUCUUUUACAUAUUUUGUUACUUUUUUCUUAUUCUGCAUUGAUGUGCUCCACUUUAGCUAUAAAUCUUCCUGUAAGUGUCACUUAAAGUGAUAUUUUUGACAUCAACCUCUUGCUGGCAAACAAGGAGGGCUUUAAUUGAUGGUUUGGAAGUAUUAUGAGUUGAAAUAGUUGUCUGGUUUUUUAUCAUCAUCAGUUGUUAGAAAAGAUAUAACCUGGACACCUAGCGCUUGAUAAAAGGCCAAUAGAAUCAAACUCUUUUAGAUAAGGAAGAGGCAUGGGGAUAAACAGGAAGAUCUAAUGAUUGCAUGCUCAUCCUUUUUAAACUAUUUGUGCAUUAGGCUGGUUAAGUGUUGUCAAACUGGUACGUUAUUUGCAGGGUGACCUUGCUGGAAGAGUAAGAGAUAUCAGAUGUAGUCACUUUGUGGCCAUUCCAAGCCACCUUUCUAUCCUUAAAUGUCAGUACAGACAAUCUAUGUAAACCUAUUCUUGGUAAAUUUCUGCUGCAGCUCUGCAUGCAACGAAGUUCCAGUUUGUGCUAUACUUGUCAAAGAAUAUGAUGGGCGUCAAUUCUGUACAGUUAUUUGGAAGUUCCAGUAUGUACUAUACUUAACAUUGACCAAGGAUUGCCUUUUCGGGCACCAGACCCGUUUUGGCAAUCUGUCGGACCAGUAUGUACUAGUCGGUAUUGGUAUACUGACACAUGAUACGCCAGUACAUACCGGUGUUUUGACGAAGAAGAAAAAGAGGGUGAAGAGGAAGGGGCGGUGGAGGAAUAGAGGAGGAAGAAGGAAGAAGAAGAAAGAAGAGGGGUGAGGAGAAGAAGCAGUUGCAGUGUACCUGGGAAACAGUGGCAAAGUGGUAGUGGCAAGGUGAAAGUGGAAGCGGUAGCGGUGAGGGCAGCAGCAUCGUACGUGAGAAGAGGGCUCGUGUUCGCAAGCCUUUAAUUGUUUUUUGUUUUUUUUAAUACUGAGUUGGAUAGGGGCUUUUUUGAUUUUUUAUUAUUUUAACCGGAUCACUCGAAAUAGGGGUGGUCUGCAUAUUGGCCUACGCCUAAAUCGGCAUGUACUGUUUCUGGUGGUACACCAGUCCAUGUUAAUGACUGCUAUCUAGGUUUUGAGUCAUCUUCCUGGGGCACACGUGCAAAGUGAUUAUUACUGGCGAACUUCACCAAGACAUAUCAGAGGUAAGAACUUGUUCAGUAUCAUUCAUGUUAAUUUCCAAAGAUCUAACACAGAUGAAGGAUUCUCUUCGGCUCUUUCUUGGCUAAACCUGCAUGUAAAACCUUACUGAAUGGCUGAAGACUUUUCUUUUGAGCUACGUGUUUGUACAUUUACAUGAUCUGUUUUUCCUUUUCCAGGAAUCAUGGUACAAAUUGCAUUUCUAAUGUAGUGAUUUAUACUUUGCCUAUUGGUGAAUAUUUUGCAUUAUUUAGCCGGCACAUAUCUUACAGAGUUGUUCUG
Molecule: messenger RNA, 4854 nt
Organism: Musa acuminata subsp. malaccensis (wild Malaysian banana)
Lineage: Eukaryota; Viridiplantae; Streptophyta; Magnoliopsida; Zingiberales; Musaceae
Source: RefSeq, a predicted model, not a curated record